Equus quagga is the source of this 605-nucleotide messenger RNA. It is a transcript of the gene C16H8orf90, whose product is annotated as chromosome 16 C8orf90 homolog. The record is from RefSeq and is a predicted model, not a curated record. The coding region runs from base 20 to 559 and encodes 179 amino acids. The transcript is spliced from 2 exons. NCBI's taxonomy places the organism in Eukaryota, Metazoa, Chordata, Mammalia, Perissodactyla, Equidae.
CCUGCCAGCGCCUGCGGCCAUGGCUUCCCCCUGUUCCGGGGACCCCAGUUCAGCAGGUCUGCCCCCUCCUUCUGUAGCCACUCCAGGUCCCGCCGCGCCCCCGGAGCCCCCCUUCCCAGACAUCUACGGCGGGGACGCGCAGCUCUGGGAGGCGCACUUCCGCGGCAUCGGGCGCGCCUACCGCGCGCUGGGCAAGGAGGACGACUUCGCCAUCCGCCUGCUCACCGAGGACUUCACGCUGCCCUUCCCGUUCGCCUGGCCUCCGGGGCCCGACCCGGCCCGCGGGCCGCUCUUCUACGACCCCCACGACCGCGCGGGCUUCGACUUCCUGCUGCGGGGCCCGGGCGCGCCGCCCCCCGCGCUGCUGCGGCCCCUGCACAGCACGGCGCAGGCGGCCGAGCGCAAGCAGCGCCUGGAGAGGCUGGCGCGCAGCUACGCGCACGCGGGCGCCGGCCAGCCCCCUGGCCUCGUGCUGCUCCCGCCUGGGCCCGAGGCCGGCACCCCCGCGGCGGCGCCCCCCGGCUGGGCCAGUCCCCGGCGGCCCCGAGAAAGUCAAUAAAGUUGCCUCUGCUUCUGCCGCCCCCGAGGCUCUUUGCUGCACGCAC